This is a messenger RNA of Cylindrotheca closterium, 1206 nucleotides long. Lineage: Eukaryota; Bacillariophyta; Bacillariophyceae; Bacillariales; Bacillariaceae. The record is from the annotation of a GenBank genome assembly.
AUGGCAAGAGUGAAGUUGAGACUCCUUGUGCUUUUAUUACGGAUUUCAUUAUCCUCCUCCUUUCACUCCAAUGCUUUCCGAUUGAUGACAAAGACGCCGACUCUGAGUGCAAAGAAGAAAAGCGAUGAUCUAGCACCCAGCGAAAGUAAAUUUUUUUUUGCGUCUGAAGCCAAUAAUUCAACUGCUACAAAAGGCAUUGUUGUUGGAGGUGGAACACUUGCAGCCGCAAGAACUGCGUCUUUAGUAGCUGCAACGGGUGCCACAAGUUCUACAAUCGGAACGACAGUGUCCGGAUCAACAACCACAGCCGCAGUUGCAGCUGCACGAACUGCAUCUGUGGCAGGAGGUCUAGCUGCAACGGGCGCCACAACAGCUGCAUCCACGUCUUCCACGACGGCAGGAACAAUUGCAGCUGCAAGAACUGCAACCGUAGCAGGUAGUCUAGCUGCAACCGGUGCCACAACAGCUGUAUCCACAUCUUCCACAACAGGAGCCGGUGGGUCUAUUGCUGCUGUACGAAGUGCAUCACUAGCAGGUAGUUUGGCUGCAACAGGUACCACGAGAACGGGCACAACAAUUGCAACGACUGCUGCAGCAGCUUCGAGGGUCACAAGUGGUGCCGCAACAUCAGCAGCGGGUGCAUCUGGUGCGUCGAAGGUAGCACUUGGCCGUGGACUUGCUGGUACAGCUGCAAUUGGCAUAACCGAUUCCAUAGAAUCGUCGGUCACAAUUGGCGCUGCGAGUGAAGGAGGCGCAAGCCUCUUGUCGGCAGGAGAAACGGUAUCCAGCGCAUCAAGCGUUGCUGGUGACGCCCUUGUUGGCAUGUCUGAUAGUCUAGGGGUGGAUACUAUUCUUGGGGCUGGCGAUACUCUUGCAUCGGCUUCUGGCGCCGUUGCUGGUGGAUUAUCCGACAUCAUGACUUUGGGUAUUGGUGGGCUGACCGUUUCUAGCUUUAUGAAGUUCUUUGUACAGGGAGGUGCUACAGCUCUACUCUCUGAAAUCCUGUUUGUGACUGUCUGUGCAUAUUUAGUGUCUCAAUCGAACAAGUCCGAAGAUAUGACUACUGGCGAGGCUUUCAAAACUAGCAACGAAAAUCCGUUGAUAGAACAGGCAGAUUCUAUCAACAGCAGUACUGAUGCUGAUGUUAAAACCAUGGUUCCAAGUCCGGAAGCUGUCGUUCCAAACAACGCAGAGAACGAGACUUGA